Messenger RNA from Glossina fuscipes, 2586 nucleotides. RefSeq lists its product as uncharacterized. The record is from RefSeq and is a predicted model, not a curated record. The transcript has 4 exons. NCBI's taxonomy places the organism in Eukaryota, Metazoa, Arthropoda, Insecta, Diptera, Glossinidae. The coding region runs from base 1 to 2586 and encodes 861 amino acids.
AUGUCAAAGUCGGGGCAAAUAUUACGCUCCGUUCACACUUAUAAAGAUCGUCGAAAGUCGAGAGAGGCUAGUUUUCACGGCCUUACCAUUAGUCUGGGAACUAUUGAAACUCUUGUCCUUCUAUUCAAUUCGGACGAGGACAUUGUUCUGGCAAUGGUUUUAAAACAUCUAACGGAGUUCGUGCGCAAAAAUGAGACGAAUAUUGAAUCGUUGAAAGAAAAGAAUGUUUUAAAUGCACUGAAGCUUAAGGAGUUUUAUCGCGAUUCGACGAGCACCACAAUCAAGCGUCUGGCUUUAUAUGUGGCGACUGCAAUUAUCGAAAGCUCGAACACAUUGCAGGAACUGGAAAGCUCCGAGAAUUUGGAAAUUAUCGAAUUGUGUUUAAAAUUUUAUGGCUGUGAAGAUGACGAUAUCUGCUUAGAAUACCUUAGCGUGAUGUUCAACAGUUGCAUAGAUGAUCCGCAGGGGGCGAAGCUUCUAUUAACAGAAGUAUUUAUUGAUAAAUUUUUCGACGUAGUUUCCAAUACCAAUAAUCCAGAUACGGGAUUACAUUCGUUUCAAAUAUUGGAGAAACUAUUGUGGAUUUUAGGUCUGAACGACUUGAAAGGUUUCUUCGCGAAACCAUCAUUUCCCAUAAAUAGGUUGCUUUGUGACUUAACCAAUGACUUCAUUGAAAUACGUAUAGCAGCGUUAAAUGUUAUUGAAUUACUGAUCACUGAUACAAGUGAGACGAAUCCUUUUGCUUCCAAUGAUCGUAUUAUUCACGCAUUGCAACAAUUAACUAAAAUGUAUUGUGAAGACUUAAUGCUGACUCAUUUUGAAAAACUGAUUGAUGUCUUGGCAGCCGCGAUACGUAACGAGAAUAUGGCUCUUUUGUUCUUCGAACUGAAUUUAUUUGAUAGCUUUCUUGUGCAUCUGAACCAACAUAUGUUAGCGAAAUACAAAUGUUACUCAUUAAUGAUAAUAGCUGAAGCAGCUAAAUAUCCGAAAUUUCUAGAACGCUUAGUGCAGGCUGAAGCUACCGACAAAUUCUUGAUUUGUUUAAUAUACGAAGAUUUAGUUGGGCCUCACAUCUUAUUGGGUUUAAACCGUUUAAUCAAGUCUUCUGGUGCACUUAAAAGGAUAUUGGAAGCUUAUGACGAGAAUUUAUUAGAAAAACUUUUGAAAAUUUUGACAGAUUCUGUUACAAUAAAGAUAAAGGCUCGGGAACAAGCAGCCGAGUUCUUGGGUCAGCUUUUGACAAUAGCUUAUCACAAAACCGCUUCGCGUCUAAUGGAAUUACGAGUACCUGAUAUAAUGGCUACCAUUUUCGGACAGCCCUCGGAGUGGCAAUCAAUAGAUUACUAUUUGUCCCUGUUAUGCAUAAUUGAAAGUCUGGCCCAAAAUGCGGACUACCGUGAAGAAUUAUGUGCUUGCGAGUCCUUAACCACGAAUAUCGCCAAUCUGCUAAUGAAUUCGUUCAAUACUUUGAUCUUGGUGAGCAGUAUCUUUCGUACUUUGUGUUGCUUGGUGGAUGAAGAUGUAUCGCGUGAGAUUUUAUUACAUAAUUAUAUUUCGGCUUCCGUUAAGCGAGGUUUAAAGUGCUCGACCACUUUGGUUAAAACUUCUGUUACGAAUUUUAUUAUGCAGACCUCACGUUUUCCGGAAUUUGUUUCCGAUUAUAUAGAAAAUGGUGUGUUGGAAACCCUUGUUAUGCACCAAAAGCAUUCGCACAGCGUACCGACUUGGAACACGGCCAUAGAAAGCAUAUUAUCUAAAGACCCGACUCUGAAAUUUUGUAUACGCCAUCAUUUAGGAUUUACUGACACAACGGCUGGACAUGAUUUUUUUGUAUCAAAAAGGAAAUUUGACGAUUUCCGUGACUUACAAAAUAUGUUAAAAGAUGAAGUCUCUCCCUUAGCACCGAUAUUAGUAGUCAAUUUUAAUCGGCCUGAGGACGAUCCAAGCUUUUUAAUUCAGAUACCACGGCAGUCCUUAACUCCUGCCGAAAUAUUGAAAGGUACUGGUUCAUAUUGUCGUCGUCCAAUGGACACCUUUUUACCGGAAUAUCUGGAAGAGAUUAAUGCUAUUUUUGAGAAGCAAGGCUUGGCUGUGAAUCCUGCUAAAAUGAAGCGUUGUAUCGAUUUCGAAAAUGUCGCAAAGCGAGCAAAACUUAUUGCGCAAUUAGUGUCACAAGUCUUGGGUAAUGGUUUGAAAACAUUCGAUUUAAACAGUGAUAAAGAGUGUUCCGAUCACAUUGUCAAAGCGCAUUUGAAAGAUUUGGCUCGAGAAACGCAUACGACUUUUUUACCGUUAGGACGUCUUCGUAGCGGUUGCCAGUUUGAACGGGCAAUACUUUUCAAGGCAUUGGCCGAUCAAGUUGGCUUGCCAUGCACAAUGCAAAGCAGUGUGGAUGGACGUCUACUAUUCAACGAAUUGCCAUUGCCCUUGGAAAUGGAACAUGAUCCACACUGUAGUCUAGAAAAUAUGCAAUUUACGCCCUGGCGUACGCUAAGGCCCACCCAUAUUAUUGAUCUUAUGUAUAACGUCGGCGAUCUCUAUCCCGUGCAAAGUCGUCAAGCUUUGCAGUAUCUACGACUGUACUAA